CACGCGUCUCGCCAUGUCCGUCUAGCCUUUUCUACAACAUAUUCCGCGUCAACAACUCGAUGUCCGACGAGGGGGUGGAAAGCGAGCGUCGCUCGCAGCCUCCUUCGCCACCUUCGUGUCUCCCCGGAGGUUCGCCGUCGUGUCGGCGGCCCCUGGACCUCUUCUCCUCGGCCUCGCCGCUCCUGGAGGACACGGAGCCGCCGUACCUCGCCUCCCCGGACUGCCUCCACUCGUCCCCGGAUAAGAGAGGACGGGGGGACUCCCCUGGCGCCACGCCGCCAAAGUUCCGCCACUCCGCCGGGGACUCUCCGGUGAGUUGGCGCCAGCGUGCGCACCUCGACGUGGUGUGCGACCGCUACGAUGAGCCGCUGCCGGCCUGGAAGGGACGCAGCCCGGAGAGCGCCGGCAGCCUUCAGCACCGCGGACAGAGGGUGGAGCGAGCCUCCGAGUCCCCGGGCUGUGGGAACCACCAUGCGGAUGAGCACGUCGACCCCGACGACAACUCGGACACCCGGCAGGCGGUGGAGGCUAUGCACCGCCGCCACACCACGCUGAGGGAGAAGGGGCGUCGCCAGGCAGUGCGAGGCCCAGCCUACAUGUUCAACGAGCGCGGUUCGGCUCUCACUGCAGAAGAGGAACGCUUUAUGGACGCCGCCGAGUAUGGGAAUAUUCCUGUGGUGCGCAAAAUGCUGGAGGAAUCCAAAACCCUCAACUUUAACUGCGUGGACUACAUGGGCCAGAAUGCAUUGCAACUCGCCGUUGGAAAUGAGCAUCUGGAGGUGACCGAGCUGCUGCUGAAGAAGGAUGGGUUGGCGAGGAUCGGAGACGGUCUGCUUUUGGCCAUUUCCAAAGGGUACGUGCGCAUUGUGGAAGCCAUCCUCGGUCACCCUGCCUUCAGCGGCGGUCUGCGCCUGGCUUUGAGUCCUCUGGAGCAAGAGAUGCGCGAUGAUGACUUCUACGCUUACGACGAGGACGGGACACGUUUCUCGCACGACGUCACGCCCAUCAUUCUGGCUGCUCACUGCCAGGAGUACGAGGUAGUCCACAUUCUCUUGACCAAGGGCGCCCGCAUAGAGAGACCGCACGACUACUUCUGCAUGUGCUUAGAAUGUGUGGAGAAUCAGAAGAAGGACUCCUUUAGUCACUCGCGCUCCAGAAUGAACGCAUACAAAGGCCUGGCCAGUGCAGCUUACUUGUCACUCAGCAGUGAAGAUCCCGUGUUGACGGCCCUGGAGCUCAGCAACGAGCUGGCCAGACUUGCCAACAUUGAGACAGAGUUUAAGAACGACUACCGCAAGCUGUCCAUGCAGUGCAAAGACUUUGUGGUCGGCGUGUUGGACCUCUGUCGGAACACAGAGGAAGUGGAAGCCAUACUGAACGGCGACGUGGACCUGUGCCCGCCCAGCCCCUACAACCGACCCUGCCUCAGCCGCGUCAAACUGGCUAUCAAAUACGAAGUGAAGAAGUUUGUCGCCCACCCUAAUUGUCAACAGCAGCUGCUGACCAUUUGGUACGAGAACCUUCCCGGUUUGAGGCAGCAGUCGGUCGGGGUGAAAUGCUGGACAGUGCUGGGGGUUGCCGCGGGCCUGCCGUUCUUGGCCGUGGCCUACUGGAUCAUGCCAUGUAGCAAGCUCGGUCAAAUCCUGAGAAGCCCAUUCAUGAAGUUCGUGGCUCACGCCGUCUCCUUCACCAUCUUCCUGGGCCUUCUGGUUGUCAAUGCCUCGGAUCGCUUCGAGGGGGUCAAGAACCUGCCCAACGAGACCAUCACGGACCACCCGCGACAGGUGUUCCGGGUCAAGACCACCCAGUUUUCUUGGACAGAGAUGUUGAUCAUGAAGUGGGUGUUGGGCAUGAUCUGGUCCGAGUGCAAGGAGAUCUGGAGCGACGGGCCCAGAGAGUACAUCAUGCACCUGUGGAACGUCCUGGACUUCGGCAUGCUGUCCAUCUUCGUGGCGUCCUUCACGGCGCGCUUCAUGGCCUUCCUCAAGGCGUCCAAAGCCCAGCAGUACGUGGACAUGCACGUGCCCGAUGAAGACCUCAGCAACGCCUCGCUGCCGGACGAGGUGGCCUAUUUUACUUUUGCCAGGAACAAGUGGCGCCCGUCCGACCCCCAGAUCAUCUCCGAGGGUCUGUACGCCAUCGCGGUGGUCCUGAGCUUCUCGCGCAUCGCCUACAUCCUCCCGGCCAAUGAGAGCUUCGGUCCCCUGCAGAUCUCGCUGGGACGCACAGUCAAAGACAUCUUCAAGUUCAUGGUCAUCUUCAUCAUGGUGUUUGUGGCCUUCAUGAUCGGCAUGUUCAACCUGUACUCCUACUACCUGGGAGCCAAGUACAAUCCUGCCUUCACCACGGUGGAGGAAAGUUUUAAGACCCUCUUCUGGUCCAUCUUUGGGCUGUCCGAAGUGAUCUCGGUGGUGCUGAAGUAUGACCACAAGUUCAUAGAGAACAUUGGCUACGUGCUGUACGGGGUCUACAACGUCACCAUGGUGGUGGUCCUUCUCAACAUGCUCAUCGCCAUGAUCAACAGUUCAUACCAGGAGAUUGAGGAGGACGCCGACGUGGAGUGGAAGUUUGCUCGGGCCAAGCUGUGGCUCUCCUACUUCGACGAGGGCCGCACUUUGCCCGCCCCCUACAACCUGGUCCCUAGCCCAAAGUCCUUCUACUACCUGGUCCUCCGCAUCAAGUCCUGCCUUUUAGGGAUGUGCAAAGUGGGCCGACAUAAGUACAACAAUGAGUUGGAGCUGGGCAUGCUCAACUCUCAGGCCAAGGGUGAGCACUUAGGAACGUAUCCCUUUCCCGGGGAAGAGUUCCAGAACUUGUCGAGGAAUUCUCGAAAACAUCCAACCAGAUACCAGAAGAUCAUGAAGCGACUCAUUAAGCGUUAUGUCCUGAAGGCCCAGGUGGAUAGAGAGAAUGAUGAAGUCAAUGAAGGCGAGCUGAAGGAGAUCAAGCAGGACAUUUCCAGCCUGCGUUACGAGCUGCUGGAGGAGAAGUCGCAGGCUGCCGGGGAGCUGGCGCUGCUCAUUCAGCAACUCGGCGACAAAUUUGGCAAGAACACCAUGAGGCACUGACGGUACGGCGG
Nerophis lumbriciformis (worm pipefish) is the source of this 3079-nucleotide messenger RNA. It is a transcript of the gene trpc7b, whose product is annotated as transient receptor potential cation channel, subfamily C, member 7b. Gene Ontology annotation, biological process: regulation of cytosolic calcium ion concentration; single fertilization; calcium ion transmembrane transport. Gene Ontology annotation, molecular function: store-operated calcium channel activity; inositol 1,4,5 trisphosphate binding; protein binding. Gene Ontology annotation, cellular component: plasma membrane; cation channel complex. The record is from RefSeq and is a predicted model, not a curated record. Lineage: Eukaryota; Metazoa; Chordata; Actinopteri; Syngnathiformes; Syngnathidae.